Triticum urartu is the source of this 1623-nucleotide messenger RNA. Its product is annotated as pentatricopeptide repeat-containing protein At4g18975, chloroplastic. Gene Ontology annotation, molecular function: protein binding. NCBI's taxonomy places the organism in Eukaryota, Viridiplantae, Streptophyta, Magnoliopsida, Poales, Poaceae. The record is from RefSeq and is a predicted model, not a curated record.
CGCUCUUAUAUUUCCUUACGGAGGGAGUAGCAUGUAUGUAUCUAAGAGGAAAAGCAUUGACACCAGUUCGAGAAAUGAAAGCAGCAGAUAUAAAGCAUUCAUUUGAGUGACUUUCCCUUGAUGUAGGACAUUGCGUAGGCAGGAACCUCGUCACAUAGAAGCUAGCUCCAAAAAUAUUUUAGUUGUAGGAUUAUUAAUCCAUUUGAGGACAUAUCUAGAGGAUAACAACAAAAGUAAACAAUAUUUGUUCAUUUCCCCAUGCUACUAUUCCUAUAGGUCCUUCUAUGAUGUUCUAGUAAUAUUUUGGGUCAUGUGCACCAAUAUGGAAACAUCCUGGAAGAAGAUAUUGUCGGUAGAGCACAUACCAGUGGUUUGCCAGAUUUGAGGUACACCCGCUCGAUUUCAGGAUCAAACUCCAUGUCGUUGUGUCUCUUAACAAAGACGUCUGUCAGGUCGUGGGAGUUGGCUCCAUAUAACACAAAAUUCAGCAUGGUCAUCAAGGGGAAAAGGGGAGAAACAAGAACAUAGCUCCCUAUAACAGUAUAGAAGGUAGGUGUAGGUGGCCCAAUAGUUCAAUGUUGUUUCUCCCCUUUUCUCCUCGAUGACCAUGCUGAUUUUGUGUUAUAAGGAGCCAACUUCUGUGAUCGCAUGCGUUAUUGUCAGGCGAGACAAUGUCGUGGAGUUUGAUCCUAAAAUCAAGCGUGUAUCGCACGUCCGUCAAAGGUCAAACUACCGGGUGUCAAAGAAGCCAAACAAGGACCACCGUUUGUGGAUUAGGAAGGAUUCGGCUGGGUCAGGGAAGAAGGCUCUUUGUCUUGUUAAUACUGUUUCAAAACUACCGAAUGAAAAAGAAGCUGUUUAUGGUGCAUUGGAUAGGUGGACUGCUUUUGAGUCUGAAUUUCCUAUUAUAGCAGCGGCUAAAGCUUUGGAGAUGUUGAAAAAGCGAAGAAAAUGGCUACAGAUUAUCCAGGUAACCAAGUGGCUGAUGAGUAAAGGUCAGGUGCUGACAUGGACAACGUACGAUACACUGCUGUUGGCUCUUUCUAUGGAUGGAAGAGUAGAUGAGGCUGAGUCAAUUUGGAAUACUAUCUUACAAACUUAUACACGCUCAGUGCCCAAGAAGUUGUUCUCUCGGAUGAUCCAGAUUUACAACACGCGCCAUCUUCCAGACAAAGUUUUGGAGAUAUAUGCUGACAUGGAAGAAUUGGGCGUGCGUCCAGACGAGGAUACAACAAGAAGAAUCGGACGAGCAUUUGCAACUUCAGGCCAGGAAGAUAAGCAGAAGCCUGUCCUUGAAAAAUACUUGAAGAAGUGGAAGUACAUCCAUUUCAACGGCGAGCGUGUUCGGGUGCGGAGGGCAGGACCUUUGGCCUAGCAAACGUCCUCUGGAUAGCUUGGGGCAAACAAUGCGAGUGUCGCCUCAUAUGGACAUAUGUGAAUGCUAUUGUUCUUCCGAGGUCCUAUGUGAGCAUGUCAGGCAGAACGAGGUGUUGAAAUUGUAAUGCUCUCUAGACAAAUGGAUAAUAUUACAGUACAGGGUUGAGAACUGGCAUUGCUAAUGAUGUUGGUACCCAAACAUGUGUAAGUUGUGAUAUUUCAAGCAGGUUGCUGUCGUCUUCGGUA